CGCCGGUUUCAUUGAAAACCCGCCCGGACUGUUAUUGACGCGCACGCGUAUUAAGGCCCAACAAAGGGCCGAAAUAAGAACGGUUCGCAAGUGAAUCUGAUGUAUUUAUGUCAUAAAAAUGGUGAAAUCUGUGAAGUGGCGAGUAGAAAUUAGGAUAUUCGACGUGUCGAAUCAUGACCGAGGCAUCUGAAAAUGUCUGCGUGGUGCGUGUCCGCGCGCAGGUGAUGUGUCGCGACGAGGGCACGGGCGGGUGGGUCGCGCUGAGCGGCGGCGGGCUCGCCGACGUGAUGGUCGGCCGCCGGGAGGGGAGAUUUGUUACCGAGUCGUCUUCCCCCCUGGCAGGCGGCCAGGCGGCGAGCGGGAGCAGCGACACAACAUCGGCGUCGGGCGCGGCACCCGUGCUGCCCUACGAGUAUUAUAUACACGGGAAACGGAUUAGCGACAAUACGGUGGUCCUCGAAUGCACGAUCCAAAAGGACUUCCAGUACCACAAGGUGAUGCCAACAUUCCACCACUGGCUCACUGAGGAGAAGCGUUUCGGCCUAACGUUCCAAACGGCGGCCGAUGCACGAGCGUUCGACCGCGGCGUUCGGACCGCGCUUGAGGAACUGUUAGACGGAUUCCUACACGGUCUGGGUGGCUCGUGGCCCUCACACUAUUCGUAUAAACUGCGAAACCAAGAGCGGAAAGACGAUGACGAAGAGAACAAUAUAUUCGAAUGCCUCAACCUGCCGACCGACUCGCGGUCCAGCUCGGAGAACUCCACAGCAUCCCGUCGGCCGCGGGAUGAUCUGCAGACGCCGAUACUCUCCGCGAUCACGCUGCCGAGACAUCCGCGUGAAUCGUUAAAACAGUACGAGACUCAAUUCGCGGAGAAAUCGAUAGAGGACGAUCCAGAUCGCUGUCCGUACGUUCAACUGUCUGCUGUCCACGAGUACACGUAUCCACAAGUGAGUCCGGGCGGCAUCAUUACAUCAGAGAAAUCAUCGCCUAACACCAAGCCAGCUUUGUUGAAGAGGGAUUCAGGAUCUAUAAAGAAAUGCUCGUACAGUGGACCCCCACCGCUACCAGACAAGAAACCCGCCGAGACGUACCAAGCUAGAUUGAAAUGCAGGCAUUGCCACGAAUGGUACUUAGAGAGUGCGAACGGUAAUGGCGCCUGUGAAUACGCGCCUGAUUGCUUCAAGUCUUGCAUCGAUCAUGUCAGCUGUAUUCAGUGUGCUCAGUGUAUGCUAUACCACUGCAUGUCGGACUCGGAGGGCGAUUUCGCGAUGCAUCCCUGCGCCUGCGCACCGCCAGACGAAAAUUGCACUAAACGGUGGAUCGGCAUAACCCUCCUCAGCCUGAUAGUACCGUGUCUCUGGUGUUACCUGCCUCUCCGCUGUGUGCACCGAGCUGCUCGCUCAGCCCGGGUGGCUGGUGGGCCUCACGCUCCCAUGAGGAAAUAGCAUACACGAGUAGAGGAAGACCGAGAAGGUGGAAGAACAGUAGAAGAACGAUGAAAAUAUAGAAAAAUACACAAGAAGAUGGUUUAAUAGCUUGAAAAAGGUGGUUUAAUAGCUCGAAGGAGUUGGUAUAAUAGCUUGGAAAAUUGUGUUUUUAAAGAUACAGUGAAAAAAUAAUGAAAACAUAGUAAAGUAUCUAAGAAAAUGGUUUAAUAGAUCGAAGAAGAUGGUUUAAUAGCUUGGAAAAUUGUAUUUUUAAAGAUACGGUGAAAGAACGGUCGGUAAAAUAUACAAGAAGAUGGUUUAAUAGCUUGAAAAAUUGUAAAAUAUACAAGAAGAUAGUUUAAUAGCUUGAAAAUUUGGAUUUACAGUGGAAGAACUAUGAAAAGAUACUUAAAUAUCCAAGAAAAUGGUUUAAUAGCUUGAGAAUUGGAUUAUACAAGAUGGAAAUAUAUUUGGAAGGCAAAAAUUAACGUUUUAUGAGUGUAUAGUCAAGAAUGAAGUGGUCGAUUGGUUUAUAAAGAUACUUUGCUGUGUAGCGUGUUCACAAUGUGAAAAUAUAGUAAAAUACCCAAGGAGAUGGUUAAUAGCUUGGAUUUUGGGUAAAGAUAGCAGAGAUGAAGAUAUUUAUCAGUAUAAGGAAGCUUCUGGAUGAUCUUUGAAGAUACUUGCUUGUGUAAUAUGCCGAACAACUCAUUCAGCCAUAAACACCUUAUUAGUCUGGUGUUAGUCCUUUGAAGAUGGGAUUUUUGUGUGUGAAUAGUGACAAGUGUAGCGAGUUUAUUGUAUGAAGAAUAUGCUUAUGGAAUAUCAUUGAUAAUGGCGUCUUUUUGAAAAGAAGCAAGAGAUCUUUGAAGAUGGAAUUGACACCUGUCUGUAUGUUCUUUGCACCAAGCAUCUCGUUCAAACAAGUUAUCUAACUGAAAUAUUUAUUAAAAAUCAUAUAUAAUUUGGUAGGGAGGAAAUUUUGGAUAAAAAUAUGUAGAUUGAUGUGGAAUAGCAAGAUCGAUGUUUGAAAAAUGGAGACAUAUUGAAAUGAUGGAUAUAUCCAAAUUAAAUUUGUAUUAUACAAAUAGUAUGACAAGAAUUAUGUGUCAUAAUUGAGAAAUAACAUAGUUUUGAAGUUAAAAAACAAAUAUAUGUUACACAAUGUAUGGAGUUUUUGUAUGUUUCAAAAUGAAAGAACAGGCAGUAAUUUGUAGAAUUGAUAGUCGAAGAGAAAAGCAGAGCUAAUUUUGAAAUGGUUGCACCGAUAUUCAUAUAUACUAUUUAUUAGAUGUCUUAUAAGGAAUAUAUUUUCCUCAAAUUAAUAUAUGUAUAUUCAGUGAUAGAUAUUUUGCUAAAGUAUACAAGCAAGACAUUAAUCAAAGAAAGGAUCGGAGUAAAAAGUAUGGACUUUAAAAGUGUGUGGAUAAGUGUAUAUAAGAUGAGUGCAAAAGUGGAAAUUGGACUGGAGCAUAAAAAAAUCGUGUUGUUUCCUUCUAACAUACAUGAUUGUACUGUGCUAGAGUGGGACGCAGUGAUUUAUCAACAAGUAUGGACUACAGUUUUGAUAAAUUUUAAUGUCUUGUUUGUAAAUUUUAUGUGUUAAAGCAACGAUUUGUCAAUAGCAUAGUUGGUUGUUGUGAACAAAUGGAUUUAUAAAUUUAAUUUCAAUGAAAAUUCAUUAUAUAAGAGCUAGCGAGGAAGAGCAACUUUUGUCUCCGCAACUAUUUAGUCUCUCCCAUCAACUCUAUGGGCUAGUAAGAAAGUGCGCGCACAUAGAAUUGAUAGUUGCGGAUAGAGUUGAUGGGAGAGACAAAAUAGUUGCGGAUAGAGUUGAUGGGAGAGACAAAAUAGUUGCGGAUAGAGUUGAUGGGAGAGACAAAAUAGUUGCGGAUAGAGUUGAUGGGAGAGACAAAAUAGUUGCCGAGACAAAAGUUGCUCGUGUGCACUAGCUCUAACAGUUAAAGUGUUAUAGAUUUAUCACGUUCUAUGGGUUGUUGCUUGAAGUGAAAAAUAUAUAUAAUUGACGUAAAUUAUCAGUUACAUAGUGAUUAUUAUAUUAAUAUACUAUAUGUAUGUGUAACACAAAACAAAUAUUUACAAUUAAUAUGAAAUAAGGUAAUAUACGAAGAAUAGAUUUUAUUAUAUACGUAAAUUGUCUUAAGUUUCCUUAUAUUUUAACAAAAACGUACAAAUCUAUAUAAUGUCCAUGUUCAAAAUAUAAAACAAAUAUUAUAUUGAAAAUCUUCAAAAUAUCUAUUGUAGCAUUUCUGCAUUAUUCA
Colias croceus (clouded yellow) is the source of this 3712-nucleotide messenger RNA. RefSeq names its product sprouty-related, EVH1 domain-containing protein 1 (gene Spred). Gene Ontology annotation, biological process: multicellular organism development; negative regulation of MAPK cascade. NCBI's taxonomy places the organism in Eukaryota, Metazoa, Arthropoda, Insecta, Lepidoptera, Pieridae. The transcript is spliced from 13 exons. Gene Ontology annotation, molecular function: protein kinase binding. Bases 174 to 1448 code for a protein of 424 amino acids. Gene Ontology annotation, cellular component: membrane. The record is from RefSeq and is a predicted model, not a curated record.